This is a messenger RNA of Erigeron canadensis, 1451 nucleotides long. Its product is annotated as probable mannitol dehydrogenase. Bases 67 to 1131 code for a protein of 354 amino acids. The record is from RefSeq and is a predicted model, not a curated record. Gene Ontology annotation, biological process: lignin biosynthetic process. The transcript has 5 exons. Gene Ontology annotation, molecular function: cinnamyl-alcohol dehydrogenase activity; zinc ion binding. NCBI's taxonomy places the organism in Eukaryota, Viridiplantae, Streptophyta, Magnoliopsida, Asterales, Asteraceae.
UAUAUAUAUAUAUAUCCAUACAAUAUCAGAGUAUUAAUUCAUCAAGAACACACAUAUAUAGAUAUCAUGGGCAGUUUAACAAAAAUGGAACACAGAGUGAAGUCCUUUGGCUACGCAGCUAGAGAUACAUCUGGAGUACUCUCCCCCUUUAACUUCUCACGAAGGGAAACAGGAGAUGAAGAUGUGAGAUUGAAAGUUUUAUAUUGUGGGAUCUGUCACUCUGAUCUUCAUAUUGCCAGAAACGAUUUUCAUAAUGCCAACUACCCCGUGGUCCCUGGGCAUGAAAUUGUGGGUGUUGUGACUGAAAUCGGAACUAAAGUCAAAACAUUUAAGGUUGGAGAAAGAGUUGGGGUCGGUUUUAUGAUUGGAUCAUGUCGUUCUUGUGAACACUGUGUGGCUGAUCUAAACCAAUAUUGUCCUAAACUAGUACUAACCUACAAUGAUCCUGUUAUGGGCACUUAUGGAGGGUACUCUGACCACAUGGUUGUCAAUCAAGACUACAUCAUAUCUUGGCCCGAAAACUUCCCCCUUGAUCGUGGUGCACCUCUUUUAUGCGCUGGCAUUACUCUUUACAGCCCACUAAAAUAUUAUGGGCUGGAUAAACCUGGAAUGCAUAUAGGGAUUGUUGGUCUUGGUGGGCUGGGUCAUGUAGGUGUUAAGUUUGCAAAAGCUUUUGGAGUUAAGGUAACUGUCAUUAGUACUUCGCCUAAUAAAAAAGAAGAAGCUAUUAACAAUCUUGGUGCUGAUUCAUUCUUGCUUAGCCAUGAUCAAGCACAAAUGCAGGCUGCAGUGGGUACAAUGGAUGGUGUUAUUGAUACAGUCGCGGCUGAUCAUUCUAUUGGGCCUUUGAUUAACCUGUUAAAGCCAUAUGGUAAAUUAGUUGUGGUCGGAGUCCCAAUCAAGCCGCUCGAGUUACCUGUUAUUCCAAUGGUCAUGGGGAGGAAAAUGGUGGGAGCAAGUUUAGCAGGAGGGAUAAAGGAGACGCAAGAGAUGAUAGAUUUUGCAGCAAAACACAAUAUAACAGCAGAAGUUGAGGUCAUUCCGAUCAACUAUGUUAACACUGCGAUGCAACGUCUUGAGAAAGCUGAUGUUCGUUAUCGCUUCGUCAUAGACAUUGCUAACACAUUAUAAGCUGUGUAAUUUCGUGUUCAAAUAUAAUCCAAAACUCGGGACCCAAGCGUCUACAAGUUGGAUUAGUCAUACCAUUGUAUGUUUUCGGCUUUGUAAGUUGUCAACCAUAGUAUAUGACUAUAUGGUGUGUAUUAAUAUAUCAGUUGAUGUCCAUGGCCCAUUUAUCUAUAACUUUUAUCACUGGGCCUCUCCCAAUUGCUCUGGCCUAGUGGGCUGCCUUCUUAGGCGUGUAAUUUGGAUAGCUUCUUAUUUUCAUUUUCGUUACACUUUUGUCAAGACUCAAGAGUGAUUCAUGUUUAUGAGUAUUCUGUUAUAUUCUA